Botrytis deweyae is the source of this 1605-nucleotide messenger RNA. RefSeq lists its product as uncharacterized. Bases 1 to 1605 code for a protein of 534 amino acids. The record is from RefSeq and is a predicted model, not a curated record. Lineage: Eukaryota; Fungi; Ascomycota; Leotiomycetes; Helotiales; Sclerotiniaceae. The transcript has a single exon.
AUGAAAUCGAGAAUGCUUUCACCGUCUCUAGUUCUCGCUCCGCUAUUACCCCUAUUGGUUAGCGCUAGUGCAGUACCUGAUCAAUCACCACUGUUACUUCAAACAUCCAAUGGUCCUAGUAUAGAACAUGCCCGCGCAAAUGCACCUGAGAUUUUUAACACAAUUCAUUCGUCUAUGCGACAAUGGGGAUCUUCUCUAAAACAUAAUGGGAUGUCCUUUUUCCCUGCAACAGUACCAAAAGGGACUCUCUUUUACCAUGGAACCCACACACCCGAGCCGGUCGAGGGGAUGGAAUGGCUAGCUUUCGAAAUCGAGCAUGCAGAAGUAUUUGCACGUCCAAGAAGAGGUCGUGGUCCCGGAGGUCCUGGAAAUCAUGAUCCAGGUAAAGGGAAAGGUCCUGGGGGACCGGGAAGAGGUCCUCCUCCGCAUGCACGAAUGGACAGUCAUCCCAGGCCCAAACCCAAGCAUGAUGAUAAUGUUCAUGAUUCUGAUGACAAAGAAGAAGAUAGCCAUGGUUAUCUCCACACCUACCGUACCUCCAAACCCCUCACUAAACUCAUCUACAUCGACGGAAUGUCCGCCGGGAAAACCAGCAUGGGAACCCUUGAUUCUACAGACUACAUCAUUCGCAACCUUUCUCCCACUUCAACAGAGCCAAACAACGAUUGGAUCCGUGCAGCUGAUCUUUGUAAGAUUGGUGAAGAGUAUGGUAUCGAAGGAAUUCUUCGCAUGGAAGCGGGCUUUGAAAUUAUCCUCUGUAGUUUCAAAGAUGGGCUUGAGUUUUUAGGUGCCUCUCAGAGAGACGACAAAUCUGGAGGGUUUGAGAAGGGGGAAGAUGAUGUGGGACAUUUUGAAUAUGUGAGGGCUCUGGUUUAUAGGUAUCAGGGUAUCAUGGGGGGAAGAGUAGAAGUCGAUUAUUCUUCUAUGAUUUCUGCCUUCUUUUAUCCUCUCAAUAUUACUAAUCCCAAUCCUUCUCGUUCCGAACUUCCUAGAUUGGUCGAACCUUCCGAAUUAGGUGAUUUGAAGAGAAUCCGCUCUGAUAUCUUGGAAUUGUUUAAAUCUGGAGAAUACGAGAAGAGAGAAACGAUCAACUGGCAAAAUGUCGUGGAUAUGAUUGUUACGAGGUAUUCAGAUCGUCUCAAGUUUAUGGUUCAAAAUGAGACGUCAGAAGCGGCGUUAUUAUCGGAAAUCAAAUUGCUGUUGGACGCGCAUACGGAUUACAAAAAGAUUGAUAUUCCUUCCUCGAUUGAGAAAUGCGCAAAUCACUAUCUAAGACCGGUAACACCGAAAACGGAGGCAGAUCAUUUGAUUCAUGCUGCUAUUCUUAAGGUGUCUCGUGAUAUUUGCAGUACUUUGUUUGAAGUCAGAGAAUUAAUAAGCAGUGAUGAAAAGGGUACAAAAGAGGAGGAAGGAAAACAAUUGAUCAGAAAAUUGAUCAAUGAAUUAGAUUGGACUACUUGGCUGGAAUGUGGAAAGUGCGGUUAUGAUGAGGUAUGUUUCGUGGCAAUCUGGCCCUGGGGAGGUUUAGAAGAUCACGUCUCUCCAAGCUGUAUCAAGAGGGGUGAUAUGGGUGAUCGAAGGGGAUACUGGGAUUGGGGACAUUAG